AUGUCAAAUGGAUCAUCUUUAUCGCUAAUUCGUCAGAAUUUCUCGGAUGAAGCGGAAUCAGCUCUUAAUUACCAGAUAAAUUUCGAAUUGUAUGCCAGUUAUGUAUAUCUUAGCAUGGCCAAUUAUUUCGAUCGUGCUGACGUUGCAUUAAAAAAUAUUGCAAAAUGGAUGUUUAAACAAAGUGAAGAAGAGCGCCAUCACGCUUGUACGCUUAUGGAAUAUCAAAAUACUCGUGGCGGUCGUGUUAUAUUCUCAGAUAUUCCUAAACCUGAAAAAAACGAUUGGGGUUCAGCUUUAGAUGCAUUCAGAUGCGCCCUUGCAAUCGAAAGAACAAAUAAUGAGAAUCUGCUUAAUCUGCAUCGUGUUGCCGAAUCAAAAAAUGACUUUCAAAUGACAGAUUUUAUUGAGGAUAAAUUUCUGCGUGAACAGGUGGAAAGUAUUGAAGAAAUCGGUGGAUUUAUAACCAAUCUAGAACGUGUUGGAACUGGUAUGGGUGAAUAUGUCUUCGACAAAGAACACUUCGAAUGA
Molecule: messenger RNA, 528 nt
Organism: Dracunculus medinensis (Guinea worm)
Lineage: Eukaryota; Metazoa; Nematoda; Chromadorea; Rhabditida; Dracunculidae
Source: the annotation of a GenBank genome assembly